This is a messenger RNA of Leptidea sinapis, 2962 nucleotides long. Its product is annotated as proline-rich protein 2-like. The transcript has 3 exons. The record is from RefSeq and is a predicted model, not a curated record. Lineage: Eukaryota; Metazoa; Arthropoda; Insecta; Lepidoptera; Pieridae. Bases 167 to 1498 code for a protein of 443 amino acids.
UCUAUAGCUGUGAUAGGGAACAUCGUUAGGUCGUUAGAGGUAUCAAAAUAAAUUCUUUUCUUUGGUAAUUAUAUUCUAUUUGGUUUUAGCCAUAAUUUGGUCUCCGAAGUUAACUUAUUGUGACCAUUUAACAGAAUUGUGAAUUAAAAGAAUUGCAAAGUUUAUAAUGUCGGUAGCAUUUGCACCUCGCGGUAACCGGCCACCACUAAGUCCGGCUCAAAUCCAAAAAAUGUUAGAUGAAAAUGCUCAUCUUAUACAAACUAUUCAAGAAUAUCAAGCAAAGGGUCAAUUAGCGGAAUGUCAUCAGUACCAGCAAGUUUUACACAGGAAUCUUGUUUAUUUGGCAUCUGUAGCUGAUGUGAAUCUCCAAGCCAGCUUACCGCCACCCCAUCAAUUGGCAAGUGGAAAUGUACCACAAGGCCCUCCAAAUCCUCCAGUAAGUGGAGCUGAUGUAAGCGGAUCACAACAAGCAUACCGGCCACCAUCUGGAGUUUCAACAACACCUACUAGACCAACUCAGUCAUAUGGACAAAGGCCAUAUCCACAAAACCAAUAUCAGGGACAGUAUCAAGGUGGUUAUCCUCCUCAAGGGGGAUAUGGUCCACCUGGACAGGGAUAUGGACCACCAAACCCUCAACAACCUCAAGGUUAUCCUCCUAAUCCACAAUAUGGUCCUCCUAUAACAACUAGUCCUAACAAUUAUCCACCAUCUACUCACCCUGGACCUGGUUAUCCUCCAUCAACAGUGCAGCAACCUUAUGCACCUCCUCCAGGAAGCCCAGCAACAGCAGGCUCCCCAUAUCCAGUUCGUGGACCAGGGCAACCAGGGUAUACUGGUAAUUCGCCAUAUCCACCUCCACAGCCAGGUGGUAACUAUCCUCCUAAUGUGGGAGUAAGUACAUAUAAUGCUACCACUUCGCAGCCACAGCCUUAUCAAACCCAGUCAUUUCCUAAUACAACAUCUACUUCUGCAUAUGGUUCAACUCCAGUUUCGCAACCCAAUCGUUCACCACAACCACCACCUAGUGGAUACACUUCACAGAAUCCGCCAAGCUCUGGUGGAUAUGGAACUCCAUCUGCCCAGUCUCCAACAUUCAAUUCAAGUUCUCAUGGUAAUAAUAUGCCUCCGUCAACAGCUGCUUCAGGUGUUCCAACUCAAAGUGGGCCUGGACAGCAAUACCCUCCCUCUGGUCAACCUUCACAAUUUUCACAAGCCUCUCAACAACCAUACUCGAAUCAGUCUUCACAGCCAGGUAGCCCAUCACCUUCAGCAUCUACGGCUCCACCACCACAAUCAUCAUACACACAGAAUCCACAGAACUAUCCCCCUGCUGGAGGUAAUUAUCCACCUCAUGCAUAUCAACAAGGCUAUCCACCGAGUCAAUAUCCCCCCUCGCCUUACCCCUAUGCAAGAGCACCAGCUCCAGGGGCUCCUCCACCAGGUUCAGCUCAACCUUACCCUGGCUACAGUUUCCAACCAAAUCCCAAUCAACAGUAGAGUAUAGUCACCUGCUAAAAUUAGGGUAGAUGUAAUACUUAAAAAGUCAGAAUAUCCCCCUUAAUGUGGUCAGGGUGUGUGUAUGUAUAACCAUAAAAGCAACAGCUUGUAGCUAAUAAUAAUUGUAAUAAAAGUAAAGUAGUUCAUCUCCAGUUUUAGGUAUUGAUCAAUGAUAGAUAAGGUCAUACAAUUAAAAUAGUUAGUUUUUAAUAUACCCAAAUAAUCAAUCUGGUUCAAUGUUUACACACAAGAACAAAGUGAUCCAAUAAUUAAUGAAAUUGCAGUAAUCAAAGUUGAUACAAUUGUAUUUUACCCAUGGACUUACAAUAUACUAGUAAAACUAAACAACACCUGCAAACAUCCUUAAUUGAUAUACAGAAAAAUUAAAAAGAGUUACUGAAUCUCUUGUUACUGUAACCGAUUUUGAUUGACAGGUCGUAUAUUAUACAGUCAGCCACAUUUGGCUCCGUAAUAUUUUAAAUAUUAAAAACCGCUAGCAAUAACACACAUUGAUAAAUCAAAAGAUCUUGCAUUAUCAGGCUGUCAGGUUCAUCUAAACGUUAGUAUAUUUUCAGUCAAUGGAUGUACCAAUUACACUGUUUGUGACGAAACUGUUAGUUAUUAUAUAAUAAUAAUUGCUAUCAACUAUUAGACUGACUUGUUCCUGAACAAUUAUUUUCGUUUUUUAUUGCAAUACAUGGCAUUAAUUAAGUUGGUUUUAUAGUAUAAGUAUAUACACAGUAUGUAGUAGUAGUAGUAUUUACUUAUUAGAAUUAGGAGCUAGCAUGUGUGGAAAAAAUAAAGGAUUAAUGAAAUACAAAAAAAGACAAGCAUUUAAAAAAAAAGUGUGUGUGAAAAAAGUUAUACUUCUUUGGCCUAACAAAGCAAAAAUCCUUAAAAUUAUUUAUUCCUCGUGGUAUUCUAUGUUUAUAGAAAGAACAAUAUUGUAAAAAUCUUGCAACAAUGGCUUUGACAAUUAAUUAUUAAAUAACGAAUACGGCUGUAUGGGCUUGAACUCUUUGCCUAUCCUAAUAAUGGACGAAGAAAAAAAAAAUAAAAAAAACAAACGUCAGAAAAUUUUAGGAACCAACUUCACCAUGUUACUUUUAUGUUAUAGUGAUGCGCGCGCAUCAAAAAAUUUCACUUUUAUAAUUUUUUCAUAACGCGCCUAAAGAAGUAUAACUUCAAAAAUGUAUCAGUUAUAAUGAUUGUUUCUUAUAUUAGUAGAAGUAAGUUAGUAUGUAGGAUGGUUUAAUUAAGAUGCUGUACACUAAACCACAUAUUUUAGUAUGCAUCAACUAUUUUCCGUAUCUGUUGUGCAUGAAUGUAAUCAAUGCUAAUUAAACCUUACUAUAUAAUUUUAUGUUACGGGCACUUUAAGAAUACCAUUGAAAUAAGUAUUAUGACUUACGAAUAUAAUUAUUAUACAUUCAUUUUACGGAUAAAUAAAGAUAAACAAUCUAA